Molecule: messenger RNA, 6580 nt
Organism: Sceloporus undulatus (fence lizard)
Lineage: Eukaryota; Metazoa; Chordata; Lepidosauria; Squamata; Phrynosomatidae
Gene: MOCS1
Product: molybdenum cofactor synthesis 1
Biological process (GO): Mo-molybdopterin cofactor biosynthetic process
Molecular function (GO): metal ion binding; 4 iron, 4 sulfur cluster binding; cyclic pyranopterin monophosphate synthase activity
Source: RefSeq, a predicted model, not a curated record
UCGACGCUUCAUCUCCACUAGUGCAGUCGAGGCCCGAGAGUGGCGGCAGAGGGGCCAUGGCAGCCAUGGGCGGCGCUCGCUGGGGCCUUCGUCCCUGGCCCUUGCUCCUGCGCAGGGCCUUUCCAGCCCAGCCGGGCAGAGGCUGCCGCUCAGGGGCCUCGGUGGUGAGGCAGCAGCCCAAAGCCCCAGAAGUCCCCGCCGCUCAGGAGAUCACAAAUCCAACAAGGAAAGGAUUUCUGACUGAACAUGCUGCCCCUUUCUCUGCUUUCUUGACUGAUGGCUUUGGUCGCCAGCAUAAUUACUUAAGGUUCUCGCUGACGGAGAAAUGCAACCUCAGAUGUCAGUACUGCAUGCCAGAGGAGGGGGUUCAGCUAACUCCCAAAUCGGAACUCUUAAGCACCCAGGAGAUCAUCACUCUUGCCAGGCUCUUUGUGAAGGAAGGUGUGGACAAGAUCCGACUGACUGGGGGAGAGCCUCUCAUCCGGCCUGAUGUAGUAGACAUUAUAGCUCAGAUGCGCAGACUAGAAGGACUGAAAACCAUCGCAGUCACAACAAAUGGCAUCAACUUAGCCAGACUUUUGCCCCGGCUGAAGGAGGCUGGCUUAGAUGCCAUUAAUAUCAGCUUAGACACAUUGGUCCCAGCCAAAUUUGAAUUCAUUGUCCGUCGAAAAGGUUUCCACAAGGUGAUGGAAGGCAUUCAUAAAGCCCUUGAACUUGGAUAUGACCCUGUUAAGGUGAACUGUGUGGUUAUGAGAGGCCUCAAUGAAGAUGAGUUGGUGGAUUUUGUGGCUCUUACAGAGAAACAGCCCCUGGAUGUGCGCUUCAUAGAAUACAUGCCCUUUGAUGGCAACAAGUGGAACUUCAGGAAAAUGGUGAGCUAUAAAGAGAUGCUGGAUACAAUCAAGCAGAGGUGGCCACAGCUUGAAAAGCUGCCAUGUGAAGAAGCCUCUAGCACUGCCAAGGCAUAUAAAGUACCACAUUUCCAAGGACAAGUCAGCUUCAUCACCUCGAUGUCUGAGCACUUCUGUGGAUCCUGUAAUAGACUUAGAAUCACAGCUGAUGGGAACUUGAAGGUGUGCCUUUUUGGAAACUCAGAAGUGUCCUUGCGGGAUCACCUACGAUCUAAUGCCUCAGAAGAAGAAUUGAUUCAAAUUAUUGGUGGAGCUGUUGGCCGGAAAAAGAAGCAACACGCAGGCAUGUUCAACAUUUCCCAGAUGAAGAACAGACCAAUGAUCCUCAUUGAAGCAACAUCGAGGUCAUUCCCAUUGCUCCAAGAUCCCCUGCAGAAACAACUAAGUUCAAGUGACUGCGACCAGAGUCUUAGCCACUGGUUGACUCUGAGAAGGGGUUUAUCCAAACAGAUGGGGAAAACAUUUAAGAAAAAUGUGUUUACAGGACAUGAUGCCUUGCCAGGUUCUUGUUCAGCACGACAGCUUGCAGCAGGAAUUCAGCAAGCUCAGCUCAGUAGCAGUUUCCUUCUCCAAAAAAUCUUGAGCUCCACUUUAGACACAAAGUGCCUUUGGACAGGAAUUCUUCUAUCCAAGCAGACUCCUUGUAUGAUUAGAGGCCUUCACUCUGGGAUGGUGAAUAACCAAGCAGAGAAAAAGAUGUGUCUUCCAGCUGCCAAAUGUCUUGGUGCUUCUGAUCAUCUAACCCACGUUAGUGACAAGGGCCGUGCAUCAAUGGUGAACGUGGGCAAGAAGCCAGACUCAGAAAGGACUGCAGUGGCUAGUGCUGUGAUCCGUUUGGGUGAGAAAGCUUUUAACCUGGUGCAGCAGAACCAAAUGAAAAAAGGGGAUGUGCUGACAGUUGCCCAGAUAGCGGGGAUUCAAGGAGCCAAGGUGACCAGUCAGCUGAUCCCACUGUGCCACAACAUCCCACUGAAUCUGGUGGAAGUUGAUCUGAGUCUGGAUCAGAGCAAACAUGCUGUGGUGAUCCGGGCUCUGUGCUGCAGCCACGGUAAAACGGGUGUGGAGAUGGAGGCUUUGAUGGCUGCCAGUCUAGCUGCCUUAACAGUAUAUGAUAUGUGCAAAUCUGUCACUCACGACAUGGUCAUUGAAGAGGUGAAACUGCUCAGCAAGGAAGGAGGACAAAGGGGAGAUUUCCACAGGAACUAAAGACAGAGGCUAAAGGUUCUGAACCAAGUGCCAUCUGCAUGACACAGCAUCAUUUUCACACACUAAGAAUUGGGGUUCCAACCAGUAGGAAUCGAGCACAAUUUGAGUUGCCACUCUGUUGCUACUGGAUUGACAGCUGUUUAAAUAACUUGUCUGUAUUGAAUUAUGUUAGGAUCAUCUCAUAGAGCAGCCUUCCAAUAGUUUCUAAAUUCCUACCUUUUAGGCUUGCUGGAAUGUAGGCUGUAUAGAGCACAAUCACUUUUCUAGUUUCUUACAAGGCUGCCAUUUCAGAAUUCAGAGUCAUUGUUUUCAUCUGCACUAAAACAAAACACUUGCACAACAGAAUAUACAUCAGAAUAAUCUGAUGUAGAAUUAGGAAUAGGAGGAAAUAAAUUUAGCGGUAGCUAGAAAUCUUUAAUGGGUCGUCAAUGAUUUUCAAUAACACAUAUGGGUCUAACAUUGGAAAAUAUAAACUGUGAGCCAUCUGACCACUUUCCAGACCUUGUGGCCACACAGAAUUGCUGUCAGCGAGCAUAUCCUCAGUUUUACUUUUGAAGAUGGAAAGCUGUUGUAUCCAACUGGUGAAAUGUAUAUUGGAUACACAAAACAUAUUCCUAAUUGUGUGCUCUGAGUCUUUAGAUUCCCAAUGGUGACAAGUACUUAUGGGACACAUCUUGCACAAACAAUUGGCUGCAGAGUUGUGCCUAGCAUAGCUAAAUAUUUCACUUCCUUCUAAUAUGCCGCCUUUCUAGAAAACAAUCUUCUUUAUAAGUGCUAGACUUAUUUUUCAUUUGCAGAUACUAAAAGGAGUAUUCUGUUUGGCUGCACAUACUUCUUGUGCAGAAACCUUUCCUAUAGUGGUUUUCUGCCAUUUCUUCAAAAUGUUAUCAAUUUUUUAUCUGGAGUCUCUUCUGUGUUUUUGCCUGCCAUGUACUUCAUGGUAGUGUUCACUAGAAUUGUAACAAAACAAGAACCUCACAGUUUUAAUCACUUUGCAAAAAUUCAUAUUUAUAUUCUAAUCUAGUUUAUUCCAAUGUUUGGUUAAGAAUGCUCUUGUAUGUAAGGACUUUCAGAUGCAACCCAAAGCAAUUUUGCAUUGGCAAGUUAAUUUUGAGCAUUGUUGCCUUAAAAUUCAAGAGGACAUAGGAUGAAAGGGCAUCUUUUCCUCCUCUUCUACAUGUGUUGCUUCUCAGGCUCACACCUGAUCACCCCUCCCUUCAUUAUCUGUCCCCUUUUCUACAUGCACAGAGACUGAAUUAUUGCUUCAGCUUCAGUAAAAAGUCCCCUAAAAAGUUGCCAUUGAAAAGUUAUAAUUUUUAAAAGCUCAAAAUUUAAAAUCAUGUCCUUUUCUUUCUUGGACAUGGUUAAAAGAUAUGGCUGAAGUUUUGUUUUAAGCCUUGCAACCACGUUCCUGCUUAUUCUCCUAGGUUAUGUUUUGAAUUUCAUUCAGAUUUUCAAAUUAGGUUGCAGGGAAUGUUUAGUGUUAAGAGACAAAAAGUAGUGAAGAAUGCCUCAAGUUUUGGACACAAGAAAGGAAUGAGAAGGAAACUCAACUCCCACUUCAUUAGAUUGGGCAGAGAAGUUGACCUUGUAACUUUCCAGUUGCCUUUGUGUGCACUUAUAUCAGGGUGGGCAAAGUGCAGCCCACAGUCCACAUGCAGCCCGUGGUAUUGCCCAGAAGCCCCUCCAGAUAACCCCUCCACUUUAAAACUUCAGGGGUUUUUUGCACCCCAGAUCUCAUGAAAACUGCCUUAAAAGGCAACAGUUUGCUCUUCUAACUGCCCUGGUCCCUCAAACCUCCCCAAAACAAACCAGGUGGGGGGCAGAUUGGCUAAAAGUUAGCUAAAAAGUUACCCAGAAAUGGCUUUUUAUGCUGUUGCAGCCCACCAGGUGGUUGCAAGAAGGAAAAAUGGCCCAUGUCCUGCUUGUAGUUGCCCACCCCUAACUUAUACUUCAUAGCUAUUUCACAAUCACAGAUUUCCUCCCAGGUUUUUGUAGGGUAAAGCAACAUUCCAGGAUGCAGUUUUAAGCCCUUCCUUACCUAAAUUAAUUGCUAUGUGCAGCAGAUAAUCUAAGGCUGUUGUCCUAUAGAUGCAGUUCAAAUUUUAAGCAGCAACCCACCCACACAUGAAGCAUUGGGGCAAUACAGACAGGUGGCUAGAAGCUGUCCUUGUAAGCCCUGCAUAUGAGCUGCAGCAUCUGUAUGCUGCAGCACAAAUGCACCGUCCAAAGGGAGCUGCUCUGGGUGGCUCCUUUUUGCGCCAUCAUAAGGGCUGCAACACAGUCCUAUGAUGUCUCUUCCACCCAGGGGCGCUCGGGCGCCAUUACGUCAUGAGGCUGUGCCCCGUAUAGACAAGACAGCAGCCUUGUGACAUAAAGGCGCCGAUAUUAAGGCUUGGUGCAUAUGGAUGGUGCGCCAUAUCGAGACAUAAUAUCAGUGCAAACGGCCUGCCUGUACUGGGCCUAUGAAUGCAACGCUAUACCACCUGUUGGCUUCCUUUCUUCUCCUUUUUGCAUAUUUUGGUGCAUUGGGACAACUGCAUAGUUGCUGAAAUAGUGCUGUAAGAAAAUAUUGACCUGAUUAUUUACAGCUUGCUUUAGAACUAUAUCUAUCUAUAUAGGUGUUCCUGAUAUCUCUAACUAGCUGGACCAACAGUAUCAUAGAAUCAUAGAGUUGGAAGAGACCGCACGGGCCAUCCAGUCCAACCCCCUGCCAUGCAGGAAAUCCAAAUCAAAGCAUCCCCAGCAGAUGGCAAUCUAGCCUCUGCUUAAAGACCUCCAAGGAAGGAGAUUCCACUACACUCGGAAGGAGUGUGUUCCACUGUCGAACAGCCCUUACUGUCAGGAAGUUCUUCCUAAUGUUGAGGAGGAAUCUCUUUUCCUGUAGCUUUCCUGUAUCCACCAAGUCCACAAAGUUUGUUGCAUAAAUGGUUCUUUAACAAAAUGUAAGGUAGAUGGAAACCAAAUAGAAUGCAGAAAAUAAUAAAAUGGGCAGGCAACUGGUUUUAGGUAUGGUUCAAUUUUUGCCAUUUAGUAAUAUCAGAAGGCCUCACAAAGCCAAGAAUGUUUUUAAAAACACCCCAUGAAUGAUCAGAAGUAAGUUCUGGCUUUGAAAAACCGGUUUUUAAAUUUUAAAUAGUACAAAUGGCCUUUGGAACCCACGUAAAAGGUGAAUUGCCACUCUUGAAGGGAAUUUCUUUGUGUCUUUUCUCUUCUUUUGGCCAGAAAAGGGGGAAUCUGGGGAGUCAAAGACGAGAAAAGCAGACAGGGGGCUCAUGUGACCUACUUUGCUCACACCUUUGGGAAAAAUACCCCAUCCUUUUUUUUAAUUUCACUUGUCUUUGAAUUGAGCCCCAUCAGUGGUGCUUGCUUUUCUCAUUUACUGGCAAUGAAUUAUUGCUGCUUUGCACUUAUGUGUAUUUUACCUGUACAGUAAUGAUUUCACAUUAGGGAAGAUGAUGUAAAGCAGCCGAAGUGCUAUUUUUACCAUGGGGGCAUUCAUUAUGUGGUCAACAUAGUAUGCAAUAGUUAUUUCUGUGUAAGAAAAAGUGUAUUGUCCGAAGCCACAGUUAGACACAAGGUAAUGUAGUUUGCAUUUCUUACUCAGGUGCUGGUGUCCUGAAACUGCUGCAUCAGAAAAUAAAUACUCCAGGUAGCGUAUUAUGAGAUUAAAAAUCUGCAGGAUCUGCCAUAACUGUAUUCUAUGUAUCAUAUUAUGAAACUAAUCAGCGGAACAAGAUUACAGCUGGGGCUUGUUUCAGCACAUUCACAGUGAUAGACAGUGGUCUUCUGGUGCAGGAAGCCAGAAUGGUCUUGGGAUGUUAGAAUAAUACUCAACUCCUAUAAGAAGUUAGUAUUAAAAGGAAUUUUAUUUGGUAAGAUAGUUGGUUUGGCUUGGCUUUUAUACCUUGAGCAAUAUUUCACUUACAAACUUAAAGGGUAUGAAACUACCAAGACCAAUCUACCAAAUAUGAAAUAGUCCCCCUCCCACCCCCCUUUUUUUGUAAGCUAUGAAAAUUUUCUUCUCUCAAGCCUUUUUCAUUUCUUUCCUAAAUGCACUGGCAUGAUUUCAUUCUAAAGGGCUUAAAAUCAAGAAGUUUUUUAAAAUGCUGGCUCUGAAUAUGCUGUAUUGAUUUCUGCAAAAUCUGUGCAGUAAUUCAUAACAGGGUAUGUAGAUAGGAAGCUUUUGAAAACUGAAAUUGUCCUUAAGUUUGCCUGUGAAUGAAUUGAUUAGUCUACAUGCUUAUGGGUUUGGCAAGAUUUUUUUUUUUAUCCCUUUGUGGACUGAGUUUUUAAAAACGUUGUAGUGCCAAAACAGAGCACAAUAUAACAACCUCUUGGCUCUACAUGUUGGCAUGUGUUGGGUCAGAAUUAUUUAGAAACAAGAUUUAUGGAGGUAUUGGGAUGGGUGUGUGCAUACACUGUUCUACUCUUUUUAUAAUAAAGAACAAUUGUGAACAGUU